Molecule: messenger RNA, 5724 nt
Organism: Salvelinus fontinalis (brook trout)
Lineage: Eukaryota; Metazoa; Chordata; Actinopteri; Salmoniformes; Salmonidae
Product: inositol polyphosphate-4-phosphatase type I A-like
Exons: 24
Coding region: 386-3424 (1012 amino acids)
Cellular component (GO): cytoplasm
Molecular function (GO): phosphatidylinositol-3,4-bisphosphate 4-phosphatase activity
Source: RefSeq, a predicted model, not a curated record
UUUGUUUACAUGCUGCUCUGCUGUGAGGAGACCGCAUCCACCGCCGGGCCCUUCACUCGUUACGCAGACUGUCAUCUUACCCUAUAGACGAGGAACCAAGCUCAGCUGUUAGGAGCAGAGAUGUACUAGUCUGUCUGUACAGCUGUAGCAUGCAGCCGGAUAUGGAUUAGCCCUUCUACAGGCCUGCACUGUGCUGUGUCACUCGCCACCAUGCUGCUUCAUUUACUAGCUGCUAUGCUAAUUUUACUAUCUAUGCCUGUAGCAUUCACUGGAUAAAGCUCGUUGAGGAAGGCCCAGGCGGGGCCCUGGAGUGGCUCAGUACAAGGGUGUGUGUUCUCACCUCCACCACCCGCGCCUCUCCUCCUCCCUGGAGAAGACCAGCAGGAUGUCGGAGGCUAGAGAGCGUAGCCCCCGCCACCAGAGACCCUGGUCAGUGUACCGGGCCAACACCUUUGACCUCUCCUCUGAGAUGAUCGGCCUGGCGCUCGCAGGAAACAGCCAGGAUCCAGAUGAGCCUGUUCUAGAGUUCAGUGUGGCCUGUAAUGAGUUGGUGACCCCAGCUCUGGAGCGGAAACCCAACAGCUUUGUGGCAGUGAGCUGCACCACCCCUCCCCAGGCCUUCUGGACCAAACACACCCAGACUGAGAUCAUCGAGGGCACCAAUAACCCUAUAUUCCUGAGCAGCAUAGCCUUCUUCCAGGACUCUCUGAUCAACCAGCAGACGCAGGUCAAGCUGUCUGUUUACGACGUCAAGGACCGCUCUCAGGGCACGAUGUAUUUAUUGGGCUCAGCUCUGUUUCCUGUGAAGGAGUUGCUGCAGGAGAAGAACCACAGGUUAAACCUGACCCUGAGAUCUGCAGAGAACAAGCACGUGGGGAACAUCACCAUCAUUGCCUGGCAGAUAGAGGAGAAGAGGGACCAGAGGACUCUGCCUGUUGCCAGGUUACCAGACACCAUCAACGGCAGGACCGUGCUUCCGGUGGAUGAGAGCCUGACAGAAUCCAUGGGCGUCAGAGCCAAAUAUGCAUCUUUAUGCAAAGACACCCUGCUGACAUCAGUGUUUGGAGGCACCAUGUCCAGAAUGUACCGUUUCCCCACCACGGACGGUCACAACCUGCGGGUGCUAGAACAGAUGGCUGAAAGUGUGUUGUCUCUCAACAUCCCCAGACAGUAUGUCAAACUACUGCUGGAGGAGGACGCUGUCAGGGUUUGUGAGCUGGAGGAGCUGGGGGAGUUGUCACCGUGCUGGGAGAACCUACGACAACAGAUAGUCACUCAGUACCAGACCAUCAUCCUCGCCUACCAGGAGACUCUCUCUGACCUCACCAACUACAAGGGUCCGUCGUUCAAGGCCAGUAACCUGAAGGCAGAGAGGAAGCUGGAGUUCAUACCCACCAACCUUCAUGUCCAGAGGAUGAGGGUGCAGGAUGAGUCUGGCUUUGACCACACGUAUGACGUGGUGACUAUCGGGGCUCCCGCCGCCCACUGCCAGGGCUUCAAGAACAGCGGCCUGCGCAAGCAAAUCACCAAGUUCGAGGAGGCCAAGAAACACGUUUAUGAGGAAGAAUGCAGUGCCCUGUCCAGCUGUCAGUCUAUAGUGUACAUCCCCCAGGACAUUGUCCGGGCCAAGGAGAUCAUCUCCCACAUCAACACCCUGAAGACCCAGGUCAGCUACUAUGCUGAGAGACUGUCCCGCGCCGCCAAGGACCGCUCUGCCAACGGUCUGGAGAGGACCCUCGCCAUCCUGGCUGAUAAGACUCGCCAGCUGGUGACGGAGUGCGACUGCAAACUGCUGGCCUCGGCCAUCCAGGCGCUGAACGCGGCACGUCCCGAGUACAUCGCCUCCAAGGCGUCACCCUCCGCCGACGCCAGCGAUCAAGUAGUCCUGCGCAACGACCGGGACACGCUGCUGGCCAAGUGGAGCGGAUGCAACAGCCGCUCCUCGCUGCACGUCGACUGGCACGAGGAGGAGUGGGAGAAGGUGUGGGUAAAUGUAGACAAGAGUCUGGAGUGUAUCAUCCAGCGGGUGGACAAACUCCUUCAGAAGGACCGUCUGCCUGGCGACAGCAGCCAGGGGGACACUACCCCAGGCCACCAGCAGGGCGGCAGCAGUAAAAAAGGUAACCAGAGUACCAGGGCAUUUUGGAUCAACCCCGAAUACAUGACCCAGGAGGAGCCUUCACCAUCACUACCUUCCUCACCAUCAUCAUCCUCCCUCCUGCCUGCUCUCACCCUGAAUCUGACUCAUGCAUGCCCACCCAGCCCUGACAAAAACCCAUAUGGCAGCCCCAGUGGCGAGGAGGCUUUCCCAGGGGAGUGGAGCGAGGCGCUGUACCCUCUCCUCACCACGCUGACAGAGUGUGUGGCUAUGAUGAGUGACAAGGCGAAGAGCUCCAUGGUGUUCCUGUUGAUGCAGGACAGUGCUCCUACCAUCGCCAUGGACCUCUCCCUGCAGUACAGACGAGACGUGGUCUUCUGCCAGACGCUCACUGCCCUCAUCUGUGGCUUCAUCAUCAAGCUGAGGAACUGUCUCCGUGACGAUGGCUUCCUCAGGCAGCUCUACACCAUCGGCCUGCUGGCCCAGUUUGAGUCUCUGCUCAGCACCUACGGCGAGGAGCUGUCCAUGUUGGAGGACAUGUCGGUAGGCAUCAUGGACCUACGGAACGUUACCUUCAAGGUGACCCAGGCAACCUCCAGCUCCUCCCCCGACAUGCUGCCGGUCAUCACCGGCAACCGGGACGGCUUCAACGUCCGCAUCCCGUUGCCGGAGACCAUGUUUGACGCGUUGCCGCGGGAGAUCCAGAACGGCAUGCUGCUGCGCGUCCAGCCGGUGCUCUUCAACGUGGGAAUCAACGAACAGCAGACGCUGGCAGAGAAGUUUGGAGACACGUCUCUGCAGGAGAUCAUUAACCUAGAGAGUCUGGCCAGACUCAACUCCUACUAUCAACAGUUCAAGGAGGUCCUACCUGAGGACUGCCUGCCCAGGUCCCGUUCCCAGACGUGUCUACCAGAGCUGCUGAGGUUCCUGGGACAGAACGUGCACGCCAGGAAGAACAAGAACGUAGACAUCCUGUGGCAGGCAGCAGAGAUCUGUCGUCGUCUGAAUGGUGUGCGUUUCACCAGCUGUAAGAGUGCUAAGGACCGCACGGCCAUGUCUGUCACCCUGGAGCAGUGCCUGAUCCUACAGCACGAACAUGGCAUGGCCCCACAGGUCUUCUCCCAGGCCCUCGACUGCAUGCGCAGCAUUGGGACCAGGGAGGGGGUCACCCAGAAGAACCUGAGUGGCCUGUUGCCUGUGCGGGAUUUCAGGCUGGACCCCAGCCUGCUGUACUCCCUGCCCCUGCUGGCCCUCAGCCCCAACCUGCUGGUCGUCUGGCUGUUCCUCAGCGUCGCCUACUUCCUGGCCAAGCUCCGCUGCAGCUGAAGGCACAGCCCCUCUGCCACCCAGCCCCACCUACUCUCGACCUCUACUCACCUCUUCUCUCUGCCCGUUCCCCCCAGUGUGUCCGUCAGUCAGGAAGAAAGGCAAAAAGUUAGUUUGUCAGUCAAGGAGGAAGACAGGCAGUCAGGGAGUCAGUCAGUCGCUCUGUCAGUCUGUCUGGAGCUCAGCCGGGAGAACCCUCUGAUUGGUCGAGGGCAGACCGUGUGUACCUGACCUGGACUUUAUGUGCGUCACUCGGCUAAACUUCCAGCUGUUCCACCUAAUGGGCAGCCAGCACUCCUCCCGCCCUGCUCUCUGUCCUAACCAAUCCAGUCAGAGCAGGAGGCUGGUCUAAAGGUCUAUGUGCUGUAUGAGACUGUUACUGUCAGUGUUCUGACACAUUUCUUAGUUUAACACCCAUUGUUUUACAACAAUCAAUUACAAACUGAGAGUAUGGAGAGAAACUUUGUGAAAUAUAGCCGGUAAGAAGUUUUAGCUGAAUUUAAUGGAAGUUUUGUCCCAGUUGUCCUUGAGUAUUUAUAAUGCAGCUUCCCAACUCAUGACAUGAUUAUAACCAUGCUAUUAUGAUAAUGGGAUGUCAUGGAUCCUUUGGUUUUGCACAGAGCUUAUUUUCAGUCAUGCAAAUGUUCUGGCUUGCUUGACGUUUGCGUCUUCCAUAAGGUUUGCAUACAGCAUAAGCCAAGGGAUGGCUUGGCCAUGCAAUAUCAAGCUGAUGUUGUUUUGAUCUGGUGGCCAUUUUGUUGUUCCUCAGGCCUUCCUACUCUUACAGCAGGAGAGACUUGUGUCCGCUUUCACUUUAAAACAAUGCACUUUUUUUAAUCAACGUUGUCAUCUUAAUGAAGGUUAUUCGCUUGUCUUGCCAAUUGACACAGUUUCAUCUUGGUCGGAGCAAUUUGAAUUGACUAAAUCUGGGAAUGUAUGAUAUUUCAGGGGAGCUUUGUUGGCUUGUUUGAUUAUGCAGUGUAGUGUUUCUGAGGUGUUUAUUUUUUAGUUGAUAUCAGAUUUCAUGUCUGUACCAAGUUUCCUAUUUACUAUGGAGUUUGUAUAUAUGAAUUGGUUCUUUGUUAGAGAACCUAUAAGUGUUGCAGUUCUAGGGAAAUGACAGAGAAGAUGAAGAGAAUGUACAUGGGCAAACCUCAAAUGGCUCCCCACCACCAAAUGAUGCACUACCUCUGACCAGUAGUGCACUAAAUAUAGGGGAUGAUUUGAGACACAGCCCAUGCUUGUUGUGCCAAAUGUUUUAGCCAGGUCUCAGAUGCUAGAUACAGGUCUUGGAUCUUCAUUCCAGGUCAAAGUGUUACUUCCAGAUCUCCCAGCAGCCCAAAUCCAUCCCGCUUCCACAAGUGCCCUAGAAAGGGAGAUUUGAUAUCAGAUUCUUUGGGUUACUUCCAAGCCUUGCACUCUGGACUUCCUGGUCUCUGCUGGGAGUCCACCCACCAUUAUCAUAUACAGUAGUUGCUAUCUAGUCCCAUAAAAACAUAAUUAGCUAUCUAAUGGUAUAUGGACUCAUUAAUAUGUAGACUAGUGGUAUUAUCGUUUUCCUGCCCCAUAGCCUCUCUCCAUUUUAAUCAGUAUAAACCUGUCUUCAGUGCUGUGUUACGUCCCAAGACGGCCACACUCAAUCCAAUCUAAAGUGACCUACUAAAGAAAUGGACCAUCCGUCCCAAAAUAGCCUCUGUGAGAUUGUCACGCUUGUCUUACAUUCCCUCCACCCCCCAUUUCCAACUCCUAGACCCCCACAAUAGAAAACUGGAGGGAUACUUUUGUCCUUGUUGGUUGAGCUAUAUGCAAGCUUCUUAUAGGCCUCUCACCUGUGUGACUGGUAUGAGAGAGAGGCUGGGUUUAAUGGUGUAUUUAGGUUAGUUCAAUGGUUUGGUUUUGAAUAUUCAGUAGUUUUUUUACCGAUUUUUGUGCAAUGUUACUGUUUUACAUUAUCGACAAAUACGCAGUAUUUUUUUCUCAGUAUUCCACAGUAUUUACUUUUUCAAUCUUGUAAAUCCAUAUUGUAAAUAAUAGAAAUGUAUAAAAUCAGAUAAUCUAUUGAUAAGUAUGCUGGUGUAGAACUACCUCUAUUGUCCCAUAAAACACCAUCUGACUGUCAGCCAGGGGAGGAGAGCUGACUGUCAGCCAGGGGAGGAGAGCUGACUGUCAGCCAGGGGAGGAGAGCUGACUGUCAGCCAGGGGAGGAGAGCUGACUGUCAGCCAGGGGAGGAGAGCUGACUGUCAGCCAGGGGAGGAGAGCUGACUGUCAGCCAGGGGAGGAGAGCUGACUGUCAGCCAGG